CGUUGACCCAAACCGGGUUCAUCACACCUUUACAAAUUCAGCUGAAGAACUCCGUCACUAUUCCCAGUUUCUCUCAAUUUCAUACCCACAUUCUUCGAUUCCGAUCGUAUUCUCUCCAUCUCCAAACUAAUCUGAUCAGAUUUCAUCUUCUCAAUCAAGCAUAAACAACCUUUCAUCUUCUCAAUCAAAAUCGAUUUCGUUUCAAUUCCGUUUUGGUAGUCGUUUUCGAAGAAUUAGGGUUUGAAGAGCAUCAACAAUGGUGCCUUCACUCCAAUUCUUCUUCACUUAUUUCACUGCAUCGUUUAAUUGUAACAGUUCGUGUUGUUCGCAUCGUUUGAAACGUUGUAUCGAGAAAGGCGAUCGUCGUGGUAAUCUUAGUUAACACUCAGCCUAUUAUUCGUCCUUUUUUAGUUAUAAUCAGCAUCUAUAGCCUUUAUUCUGGUGUAAUCUGUUCUAUCUCUGUUGUUUUCUGCUUUUUUAUCACUGUAUCCUGUGUUUGAGACUGGAAUUUAGGUCUCGUAAGUGUAAAUCGGAGUUUAAUCUCGCGAUUGAUAAGUAGAAACCGCUAUUAGACGUUCUGGAUUGUCUGGAUUCAGAUCUGUGUUGAAGUUUGGUGUAAACAACUCUGAUUUGACUCUGAAGGCCCGCGUUUUUUUUGCGCCUUGCGCCUAGGCCCCAGGCGAGGCCUAUGCGCCUAACUAUGGUUUGAAGAAAGAGUUUCGUGUUGUGUUAUAUACAGUGUUAUUAAUGGGGCUGAACACUGAAAGCGUGUCAACACACACAUUUGUAGUUUUCUGGACUCCACGGUGACCUUCGACAAAUGUUAUAUUAUCCAACAAAAAUCCUCUUAACUGCAAACACCUAAGUUACAAACCAUUGACAUGACUUGAGGCAUUGAGCUGUGUAGUUUAAUUCUGACCACUUAUGUCUUUCAGCUGCCAUCUGGUGGCAAUGGAUAUAGACGUGUCAGCCUCUAUUGAUGUAAACAAAAGCCAUGGGUUGUCUACACUUGAAUCUACCAAUGCCGACACCGAAGAUCUUUCUGUGAAUAAUCUCAGGAGUGAUGUAACCGAGUCUCUGAAUAUUGACAUACACGGGGUUACAGGUUCCAAACAACCAUAUGAUGAUUACGAUUUUCGAAAUGAAGACAAAGCCACCGAUCCAUCCUGCUCAUCUUCAACAUCUCUGCCUACGACUCCAAAGCCCGUAUCUGCCAUGAAAGGUAGCCGAGCGGGCCCACCUCAAAAGCUGACCGUGAAGUGGGCCCCAGAAGUCUAUGAUCCAGUUCCAACCUCAGUUUCCCAUGCAGUAACAAAAAACAAGCCAGAAAGGCAGAGCAAGAAGAACUCCAAGUCAAAGCACAAAAACGGAAGCAAGUCAUCACGUGGAAAUAAAAACAAACACAAAUUGGCGGGAAAAAUAGGAGGUGUUUAGUUACUUAAGAGUUUCCGCCAGCUGUCAUGGAGUUCCAUGUCAGAAUUUCGGUACGUCAUCCUUGGUUAAGGUUGUAUAUAUAAAGAAAAGAGAUCAAGUUCAUUUGGUCUGUGUGUGGAAACUUGGUUUCUGAAGAGGAUAAGUCUUUCUAUACCGCGGUUACUUAAUAUUUUCACGGAUUUGCGUGUAUAUUUUAGCCGGUGGAUAUGCUUUAUUUUUUGCAUGAUUGUGGUUUUUGCAAGUCUUUCUAUACCGCGGUUGCUAUAUAUUUUCGCAGAUCUGCGUUUAUGUUUUAGCCGUUGGAUAUGCCUGAUGAAGAUUUUUUACAUGAUUGAGUUUUUUUUUU
Helianthus annuus (common sunflower) is the source of this 1780-nucleotide messenger RNA. RefSeq lists its product as uncharacterized. Bases 925 to 1434 code for a protein of 169 amino acids. NCBI's taxonomy places the organism in Eukaryota, Viridiplantae, Streptophyta, Magnoliopsida, Asterales, Asteraceae. The record is from RefSeq and is a predicted model, not a curated record. The transcript has 4 exons.